CACCGAAGAGCACGUGCAUCCGAAAUGGCCGGCCGACAGAUUGCGAACGACCACCUGCGCCUCUCCUGGCACGACACCCAGAUGAUGGCCACCCUGAGCCCGCAGAGCGUCAUGGACUACUUCUGCCGCAAGUCGAAUCCCUUCUACGAUCACAUGUGCAACAACGAGACCGUUCGGAUGCAGCGCCUCGGUCCGGAGCACCUGCACAACAUGAUCGGCCUGGAGUACAUCCUCCUCCACGUCGCAGAGCCCAUCCUCUAUGUGAUCCGAAAGCAGCACCGGCACAAUCCCUCGGAGGCGACGCCCAUAGCCGAUUACUACAUCAUCGGCGGCACCGUCUACAAGGCUCCCGAUCUGGCCAACGUCAUUAAUGCUCGAAUACUCAACACCGUGGUGAACCUGCAAUCCGCCUUCGAGGAAGCCAGCAGCUAUGCCCGCUAUCAUCCCAACAAGGGUUACACGUGGGAUUUCUCCUCCAACAAAGUCUUGUCCGACAAAUCCAAGUCGGAUAAGAAGGACGCCAAUGCGGCAAAGGACGAAAACAGCGGCACUCUAUUCCAGAAGCAGCGUGUGGACAUGUUGCUCGCCGAACUGCUGCGCAAAUUUCCCCCACCCAUACCGCCAAUGCUGCAGAAUCUCCAGCAGCCUUUGCCAGCGGGCGAUGAGCUAAACGCCGCUGGUAAUCCCAACUCCGAACUGAACAACGCCACUGGACCGCUGGAUAUCAAAACCGAGGGUGUGGACAUGAAGCCACCGCCCGAAAAGAAGAGCAAGUGAUUAGGUUAAUGUGCAUUUAAACUGGGAGAGAUUAAAGUACAUUUAACUUAGACCUAGACUAGUCUA
This is a messenger RNA of Drosophila takahashii, 843 nucleotides long. It is a transcript of the gene MED6, whose product is annotated as mediator complex subunit 6. The record is from RefSeq and is a predicted model, not a curated record. Gene Ontology annotation, cellular component: mediator complex; core mediator complex. Gene Ontology annotation, biological process: regulation of transcription by RNA polymerase II. Gene Ontology annotation, molecular function: transcription coactivator activity. NCBI's taxonomy places the organism in Eukaryota, Metazoa, Arthropoda, Insecta, Diptera, Drosophilidae.